AUGGAGUGCGGAGUGAUCCUCCUGCUGCUUGGCUUGGGGCUCCCGCUGCAGGGCCACGGACAGAGCCUGGAACUGGAUCCCCCAGAACCUGAGGUGGCGGUGGCACUGGGUGCAUCACAGAAGUUCACAUGCAGCCUGGCUUGUCCGGAUGGCAGUGCUACUUCAGUGCAGUGGCGGGGGCUGGACAUCAGCCUGGGCUCAGUGCAGACCUCUGCGGGCAGGAGUGUCCUCCACAUACGCAAUGCCUCACUGGCCACUGCAGGAACCCGCUUGUGCGUGGGCUCAUGCGGGGCACUAACGCUGCAGCGCACAGUCCAGCUGCUGGUUUAUGCCUUCCCAGACCAGCUAAGUGUGUCCCCAGCAACCCUGGUGCCCGGGCAGGACCGGAAGGUGGCCUGCACAGCACACAACGUCACGCCCGUGGACUCUAGCCUUCUGUCCUUCUCCCUGCGGCUGGAGGACCAGGAGCUGGAGGGAGCAGAGUCCCUAGGCAGGAACGAGGAGCCCCUGGAGGAUGAGGAUUCCUUCUUCCUGGUGACGGAGCACUGGCUGCUACCACCUCUGGACAUCCCUGUCCCAGCCCAGCUCUACUGCCAGGCCACAAUGCAGCUGCCUGGCUUGGAGCUGAGCCACCGCCGUGCCAUCCCAGUCAUGCACAGUCUGGGCACCCCAGAGCCAUCCACAUCAGCCACCCUGGAGCACCCCACCUCCACCUCUCAAAAGCCCUUUACAUCAACCAGCCAAGAGUCACCCAUGACGGUUGUAGUGGAGCCCCCCAGCACAGCCGCUCCAGAAGCUCCCACCUUGAUCAGCCCAGAGCAGGACUCCAACCACCUCAGCCCCUGCCAUCCCGAGAUUCACCAGCCCCCUUCACUGGCCGACAGCAAGGUCUCCUGGGAGCUGUUAUGUGAGGUGGCCUGUGGUCCCCCAGGCACGGCCGUGCACUGGACCCAGGCCCCUGGUGGUCUAGAAGUCUACGAGCUGCAGGAGGCAGGGCCUCAGGCUUGGCUUCGAGUGCGACAAGCUGGACACAUCCCCAGGGGUUGGUUCCAGUGCCGUGUGGACCCGGGGGGCACAGUGGCCAACCUGUUCCUGAACAGCGAGCCCAGAGUUAUCCAGCUGUCUGCAGGCUUGUGGAUGGGGACCCUGGUGCUGGGGCUGCUCCUUCUGGCUUUCCUCGCCUGCCGCCUGCGGAGGUGCUUCCAGUCCGUGAGAUGA
Messenger RNA from Elephantulus edwardii (Cape elephant shrew), 1218 nucleotides. RefSeq names its product mucosal vascular addressin cell adhesion molecule 1 (gene MADCAM1). The coding region runs from base 1 to 1218 and encodes 405 amino acids. NCBI's taxonomy places the organism in Eukaryota, Metazoa, Chordata, Mammalia, Macroscelidea, Macroscelididae. The transcript has 5 exons. Gene Ontology annotation, biological process: integrin-mediated signaling pathway; leukocyte tethering or rolling; heterotypic cell-cell adhesion. The record is from RefSeq and is a predicted model, not a curated record. Gene Ontology annotation, molecular function: integrin binding involved in cell-matrix adhesion. Gene Ontology annotation, cellular component: membrane.